Molecule: messenger RNA, 1026 nt
Organism: Heterobasidion irregulare TC 32-1
Lineage: Eukaryota; Fungi; Basidiomycota; Agaricomycetes; Russulales; Bondarzewiaceae
Exons: 5
Coding region: 1-1026 (341 amino acids)
Biological process (GO): spliceosomal complex assembly; protein phosphorylation; regulation of mRNA processing
Molecular function (GO): ATP binding; protein kinase activity
Source: RefSeq, a predicted model, not a curated record
AUGAAGGUGCGGACGGGCGCAAGAGCAGUCCCUCCUUGUGGCUGCCCGAACGAAGCAUCGUCUCUUCGUUCCACGCCUGAUCCGGACCACCCUGGGUAUGCCGUGCUCCCCCAAGUUUUCGACGAAUUCGACGUCGAGGCGGAAGAUGGCGGUGGCCGUUACGAAUGCAUGGUGUCUACGCUGUGCGGCCCCUCUCUCUUGACUCUGCGCCCUCCGAAUCAAGCGUCGCUGCCGGAAUCAUCCACGGAGGCGAGUACUCUUCUGCAGUGGACGCCUUCGAAUUUCGGUUUAUGCGCCCUGAUUCCGCCAGACCUCAAAAUGAGCAACAUCCUCAUAGCGCUUCCAGAGAACCCGGCGCCUGUCGUUGACGAGUUUCUCAAGGCGCUCGACCCAACCAAAGACGACCCCAGCCCGAUUCCGGCGCCCGUUCCGGCCACGGGCCAGCUCAACAUCCGCUUGACAGACUUUGACCUCGCACAUUCGGUGUCCAACGCGCCCCGCCACACUUUCUUGAUUCAACCGCAGGCCUUGCGCGCCCCUGAAGUCGUCCUCGGCGCGCCCUGGGGCACGCCGGCAGAUAUAUGGAACUUUGGCUGUUUGGUGUUCGAGAUGGCAACCUCGCGCUCACUGUUUGCGCUCGAGCCGCAUUCCGCGCACGACGACCACGACCAGCUCGCGCGUAUGGCUCAGCUACUCGGCGAUUUCCCGCCUGCACUCAUCGCCGCGUCCGCUCCACGCGUGCGCGCGCACUUCACGAAAGACGGCAAGCUCGUUCGCGCCGAGCGUCUGCCCCUUGAGGCGCUGAUGUUUCACCUUCUCACGUCGCCGGAAGACCGCCCGCCCGAAGUCCCCGAGCUCGCGAUGGAGGAGGCCGCGUUAUUUGUUGACUUCGUGAGCUCGAUGUUGCGGCUGCAACCGGAGGCCCGCGCGACGGCAGCGGACCUGCUUGCCCAUCCGUGGCUGCACGACGCGCUCGUCCAAUUGACAGAAACGUGGGAAACAUUGGCCGACGAGCAGGAAGGGUAG